GAGAAGAGUCGAGGAGAAGAAGCUAGGACCUUGGAGCACAUCGCGUGAAAUUUGACCGGGAAUCUCUUGAUUCUCGAGUGAUGACAGCUCCGGGAAGCGAAGACAUCGUCGUGAUCGAAAAGGCGAAAAAGGCGGGAGAGGCGCAUGUUAUCACCGUGAAUUGUCCAGACCGGUCCGGUUUAGGGUGUGAUAUUUGCAGAAUCAUUCUCGAUUUCGGGCUGAGUAUCAGAAAAGUAGAUGUUACAACAGAUGGAGUGUGGUGUUACAUAGUUUUGUGGGUCGUUCCUCAUUAUGAUUCUCUGAUAUUGAGAUGGUCACAUUUGAAGAACCAGCUUGCAUCUGUUUGCCCAUCUUGCUCGACCUACUUUGUGCUUAAUUUGAUGUCUCCUUGUACUUCAUCAACACAUGUUUACUUGUUGAAGUUCUUUUGCCUAGACCGGAGAGGACUCUUACACGACGUUACUCAAGUACUAACCGAGCUUGAGCUCUCAAUUCAAACUGUGAAGGUCACUACAACACCAGAUGGGAGAGUUUUGGACCUUUUCUUCAUAACAGAUAACAUGGAUCUUUUACAUACAAAAAAACGCCAAGAAGAGACACUGGAGCAGUUUCGUUCUGUCUUAGGAGACUCAUGUUUAAGCUGUGAAGUACAAUUGGCUGGUCCUGAGUAUGAAAAUCAUCAAAACAUUCCAUCUCUGUCUCCAGCUGUGGCUGAAGAGUUGUUUACGUCUGAGCAGCUCACCGAUGAAGACAAUCGUGUACAGGUUCUUAGUGAUGAUAUGAGAAAGCUAAAGAAUUUCACUGUCACAGUGGACAACUCCUUAAGCCCGGCUCACACGUUACUCCAAAUACGCUGCGUUGAUCACAGAGGCCUUCUCUAUGAUGUAUUACGAACCUUGAAAGACUUUGACAUUAAGAUAUCUUAUGGUAGGUUCUCGCCUCAAACUCAAGGUCAUAGGGAGCUAGAGCUAUUUAUUCAGCUGAAAGAUGGAAACAAGAUCGUGGAUCCUGAUAAGCAAGAUUCGUUAUGUUCACGUCUGAAAGCUGAAACGCUUCAUCCUUUACGAGUCAUCAUAACAAACAGAGGACCAGACACAGAGCUUUUGGUUGCUAAUCCAGUUGAGUUAUCCGGUAAAGGCAGGCCGAGAGUGUUUUAUGAUGUCACCCUUUCACUGAAAGUGCUAGGAAUCUGCGUUUUCUCGGCUGAAAUAAGAAGACACACGGCUAGUGACCGAGAAUGGGAAGUAUACAGAUUUCUUUUGGAUGAAAAUUGUGUGUUCCAGCUCGGUAGCGUUUCUGCUAGGAAUGAGAUUGCUAAUAACGUGAGAAGAACAUUGAUGGGUUGGUGAAUUGAUGACAUUGACAUUUGUAAUCUCUAUCUCGGUUUUAACAAGCUUUCAUAAAUCUGAACGUGGUUACAUCAGAGUGUAGAGGUGACCAAUAUGUCAAUCACCAUGAUCUUGCUUAGGUUUAUCAACUAUCAAGAGAAGGGACAAGAGAUCAAUGUUGUGAAUUUGUGAUCGACUUUUACAACGAAAAGAGCUGAAUGAAAAA
Messenger RNA from Eutrema salsugineum, 1554 nucleotides. Its product is annotated as ACT domain-containing protein ACR9. Bases 81 to 1349 code for a protein of 422 amino acids. The record is from RefSeq and is a predicted model, not a curated record. NCBI's taxonomy places the organism in Eukaryota, Viridiplantae, Streptophyta, Magnoliopsida, Brassicales, Brassicaceae. The transcript has 6 exons.